Penicillium atrosanguineum is the source of this 162-nucleotide messenger RNA. Its product is annotated as mitochondrial import receptor subunit TOM7. Lineage: Eukaryota; Fungi; Ascomycota; Eurotiomycetes; Eurotiales; Aspergillaceae. The transcript has 5 exons. Bases 1 to 162 code for a protein of 53 amino acids. Gene Ontology annotation, cellular component: mitochondrial outer membrane translocase complex; mitochondrial outer membrane. The record is from RefSeq and is a predicted model, not a curated record. Gene Ontology annotation, biological process: protein import into mitochondrial matrix; protein insertion into mitochondrial outer membrane.
AUGGUUCAAUUCUCCGAGGAGACAAAGGAACGCGUUUCCAAGGUUAUCGAUAUUUCCAGAGUCGCCAUUCACUACGGCUACUUGCCUCUCAUCGUCUACCUAGGCUAUACUUACAGCGAACCGAAGCCGUCUCUGUUCAAGCUGUUCUCGCCUCUUGCUUAG